AUGGAAUCGGACGCUGAACAUUUAAAAGACGAAAGAAAACGGUGUGAUGAAAAAGAAACAAUAAAGGUUCUAGUAUAUGAUACCGAGGGCGGAAAAACAACGAGACGAUUUAUUGAAGCCCUUACACAUCAUCUUACCGACUUUCAGUUCCAAGAUUUAAACAAGCCUAUUGAAGAAAGGAAUACUUUACCAAUCAUUGCAGUUGUACGCCACACUUCAAUACGCAUUAAAGAAAAUUUGAUAAACAUUAAACGAAGACUUGAUCAAGACAAUGUCAAAAGUCAAGAAGAAGUAAUUGUCAUUUACUUUUACGUAGAUGGCUUCGAAGAUGGAAUGCUUGAUCAGAUUCAAAAUAUAUCCGAGGAGAAACAGUUUGCAGAGAUAGAAUGGUCUGCUAAUGUCUUCAUUGCAUCCAAUUUGCCGAUUGUUAAACGAUUUGUUGAGGAAUUACGGCAGGCCAUUUCACAAUCCAUGCAGACUAUUGAAAAACUGGAAUUUGGAACCAUACCGACCUUGAUUUUUGCAACAGGGUAUCAAUUUGACUGUCUGAAAAGACUGGAAGAAAAAGAUGCGAUGAAAGUUUUUCUUGUCAAUAUAACUGACCUUGACACUACAUCCAUGGCAACCGAGAAUCAACCUAUCCAACAAACAAUCAGUUCUGAUUUGUCUACUGAUGCCGAUGAAGAAAAUAAAACCGAGCCACUUGUCGAAAAUGGAAACAGUUUAAUGGCUUAUCAGCAUUACGGGAAAAUUUGGGAAGUAGUUCAUUACAAUGGAGAGUUUCUUGAAAGAAGGCAUUUUUUUGAAAGUGUUAAAAGUUUUGGGCGCACAAACCCCACAUAGGUUUUAUUGUGACUGAUAUAGUUGAUGUCAAAGAGUAAGUGAAAUAAUGGUUGAUACUUGCCUUGACUGACUUAUAGUUUCUUGUUUCUUGACAUAGUUUUGGAAAUAUAGGUUAAUGGAGAACAAUGGCUUCACUUGUAUAUAUUGAUGGUUGAAGUCCUGAUGAUAUAAUAUCAUUACUUUUAUGUUAUACACUAACAUAGACUUAAAGUAAAUGAAUUUGAUGUGAGAGAUACUGAAAAAUAUAUUGACCUAUUGGUCACAAAAACAACUGAGAAUAGCACUGCUCACAUAACUCACAACAGCGACCAGCUAAACAAGUUCCUGAUCAGACAAUAAACAAGAUGUGAUUUUACGGCAAGUAAUAGAGAAAUAUUUAUUUAGUUAUACUUAAACCAGGAAGAGAAAGGCCAGAACCAAAAGUAAUGUUGAGCUAUUAGUAUCAAAGGGUGAUACUCCGACGUCCAUCGUCAUGCGUAAACAUUCAUCUUCUCCGCUACUGCUGGUGGGAAAAUUUGCUUCAAAUUUGGUCUGUGGCAUCCUUGUGACUGUCACAUUUAAAUUUGCUCAUAUCAAUUCAAUUAGUUUUCUUUUAGGGGUUAACAGAUCUUUACAGAAAAAAAAAACGUUUAAACAUGUUCUUUUACGUAACUAAUUAAUGGAUGAUCACCAAACUGUGUAGCAUUUUUAAGUAGUCGCUUAUCAAAUUUGCUCAUAUUAUGUUAAUUGGCCCUUUUUGUGGGCUCUACAUCUGAUAAUGGAAAAAAAUCACAUUUAAACAUCUUUUACUGAAGUAAUUGAUGGAUGGAUGAUCACAAAACUUUGUCUGUAGCAUUCUUAGAGGUUUUUUUUCUAUUAAAAUUGCUUAAAUUAAUUUGAUUGGCCCCUUGUUAGGGGCCACUAGGUAUAAAAAGAACAAAUCUUUAAACAUCUUGAACUAGACUUUCCUUUUGGCAAGUUCAUAUGGAUUUUUUUUUCUAACACUGAAACACAGUUGUUUUUGGUGAGCGAUUCAUAGCCAUCAUGGCCUCUUGUUUUUAAACUAUAGCCUUGUAAAUGUACCAUAAGAAAUGAUAAUAAAACAUACCUGCAAAUUGAGAAUACAUGCUUAAGAUGUGAUUUGCCCAGUGAUAUGACAUACCUGACACAUCAAAAUGAUCUUGUUAUUGCCGUAGGGCUGCUUUGCCCGUCAUUA
Molecule: messenger RNA, 2038 nt
Organism: Ruditapes philippinarum (Manila clam)
Lineage: Eukaryota; Metazoa; Mollusca; Bivalvia; Venerida; Veneridae
Exons: 6
Coding region: 1-843 (280 amino acids)
Source: RefSeq, a predicted model, not a curated record